CUCGGUCUUCGAAUGUUUCGCCAGACUGCGCGUCUGAGGUCUCCUGUUCCUAAGGAGGACCAAGUCGGCCAUACCGUCUCGCAGCGACUUCGCAAGCUCAAGAAUAUCCCUCCUGAGUUGAUUCCCCUUGGUCUUGUCGUUGCAUUUGCCGUCGCUGCUGGAACCUAUUCUUGCGUCCGCCAUCUCACGACCGACAGCACCAUUCGUCUCAAGCGCCAGGGUGGUUCACCUACGAACGAGGCUCUCGAACAUCAUUAAGUCUAGGCGGACGAGGGCAUAUAUGGGCAGAUUUCGUACGACACCAAGGUGCUGUUAGGGGUGCUGUCGGGGGCGAUAGAUUGUAUAUGUUGAGCGAAAACACUUAGGGUCUCACUGGAGCCAGAAAUAUCGCAUUCCAUUUGUCUCUCUCAACCCGUCUAAAUGACGACAACAACCAUGAAACCUACAUCAUUUAUCCCUCUAAACGCCACUGCUAUGCAAAGACCGGUCAUAUUGC
Sodiomyces alkalinus F11 is the source of this 496-nucleotide messenger RNA. RefSeq lists its product as hypothetical. Lineage: Eukaryota; Fungi; Ascomycota; Sordariomycetes; Glomerellales; Plectosphaerellaceae. The transcript has 4 exons. The coding region runs from base 13 to 258 and encodes 81 amino acids. The record is from RefSeq and is a predicted model, not a curated record.